GGCACAGACCCGCCCCGGAAGGGCCGCUCCGCCAGCCCAUGGUCGGAGAGCAGCGCGCAGCCAAUAGUAGGGGGAGGCGGUGGGCGGCCGGCCAAUCACCGCAGCCCAACGGCUGCCGCGCUCAGCCGCCGCCACUCCCGGCGUGCCCCGUGAUGCGUGUGUGCUGGCUAGUGGGGAAGGACAAAUGCAGUCAGAGAGUGAAACUGCCACACAUGGAAGCAGUGGUGAUUGGGCGCGGCCCAGAGACUGGGAUAACGGAUAAGAAGUGCUCACGUCAGCAAGUUCAGUUAAAAGCAGACUGUAACAAGGGGUAUGUCACAGUUAAACAGAUAGGAGUCAACCCAACUAGUGUUGAUCUCGUGAAUAUUGGCAAGGGUGAAGAGGUGAAAAUGAAGCCAGGCCAAGUUCUGCAUAUUGUGAAUAAACUUUACCCUUACACGGUGCAAUUUGCUGAAGAAUCAGGGAAAACUGUUACCGAAGCAAAAGAGAAAAUACAAACCAAACAGGUGUCACGUGAGGACUCCUAUGAGAAUAAUGAUGUAGAGUUUGUGCCCAGAAAGACAAUGAAGAUGGAGGUGGGGGAUACAAAAGGCAGUUCUGCAAAUCCCAAGCUAAGCCAUACUGGUGUAUCUCCCCAUGAAGGAACUUCGAGCAAAACGGAACACUCAGGACACUGGAGUCAGGGUCUAAAGAGCUCCAUGCAAGAUCCAAAAAUGCAGGUUUACAAAGAUGAAAAGACUGUAGUCAUCAAGGAUAAAUAUCCCAAAGCACGUUACCACUGGCUUAUCUUACCAUGGGACCCCAUUUCAAGCCUCAAGGCAGUCACCAGGGACCAUCUUGAACUCCUGGAACAUAUGCAUGCAGUUGGGCAAAAAAUAAUCGAAGAGUGCCCCGCCCGAGAGAGUUUGGAGUUCAGACUGGGCUACCAUGCUAUCCCCAGCAUGAGUCAGCUACAUCUGCAUGUAAUCAGCCAGGAUUUUGAUUCUCCGGCCCUGAAAACCAAAAAGCACUGGAACUCUUUUACUACAGAUUACUUCUUAAAUUCUCAAGAUGUGAUAGAGAUGGUACGAAGCAAGGGAAAAGUGAUGGUGAAAGGUGAUGUCUCUGAACUUCUCAAAUUGCCCCUCAGAUGCCAUCGUUGCAAGCAACAUCUCUCCACUGUCCCACAGUUAAAGGAACAUCUCAAGAAACAUUCGCCAAAAUGACUUUGGAGAUAAAUCAUCCUGCAGUCUCUUUAGAUUUCUGGCUAGAACAAAGGCCUCAGAAUGUUGGUGAACUUGUGUACUUUUUGUUAAGUGGAAUGACAAAUGUAAUGUGUGAAAAAGCAACCUGGAAACAGCAGCACGCUAACUGCAAUUAUUCAGGCAAAAGCAAAGCCCAAUAUUAAAUAAAGUGACUUCUGAAUUGAA
Pezoporus occidentalis (night parrot) is the source of this 1409-nucleotide messenger RNA. RefSeq names its product aprataxin (gene APTX). Gene Ontology annotation, molecular function: double-stranded RNA binding; DNA 5'-adenosine monophosphate hydrolase activity; mismatched DNA binding. Gene Ontology annotation, cellular component: nucleus. NCBI's taxonomy places the organism in Eukaryota, Metazoa, Chordata, Aves, Psittaciformes, Psittacidae. The coding region runs from base 39 to 1205 and encodes 388 amino acids. Gene Ontology annotation, biological process: single strand break repair. The record is from RefSeq and is a predicted model, not a curated record. The transcript is spliced from 8 exons.